AAUCUUUCCAAAAGGUUCUCUCAGAUCAGUGUUGUAAUUUUGAAAAUUAUGACAUGCUGUUAGCAAAAUUUUUCAUCUAAUGCUUACUGGAAUGAACUGCGAAGAGAGGCGAAAGUCAUUUUCAUACCAAUUCAACUUUGUAAGGUGACGUCAGAGAUAGCAAACACAUGUGAUGCUUAUAUACACAUACAAGGUUAAAAUGACGAAUGAACUUUAAUACAUUUGAAAUGAUAUGUAAACAUGCAGCAAUUCAUCCUUUUUUUAACUAAAUAGCUUUCGGUCAUAAUGGAAAUGAAUUUGUUAACAUUCCGAAAGUCUUCUCCGUGAUUUUAGCACGGAAACAUAAUCACGUGACGUGUAUGGCGUUCGUCAAACGGUAUAAGUAAUAGCAGCACUGUAAAGUAAGCACAAAGCACUUUUUCAAAUCUUUAUCAUUUAUACAACACUUAAGUAAGAUUAUUUGAACUGUGUUCAUCAAGCCUGUUUUGCCAGGCUAGUAAGGUUUACCCAUAUGUACGCGUUCGUGUCUGUUCUUUUCUACAUAUGAUCAAAUUUUAGUUGCCAUGGGCAACUUUACGUAUUUUAUCAAUAUUACACGACGUAUUUUCUGGGUAUCCAGUAUGGCGACCCUAAAGGGGCUAUCCAUUGGUGAUUUAUGGAAGAAAUUGACUUCGUUUCUUGAUCCUUUCUCUCAAGGAAAAAAAAUAGAAAUAAAGGAGGCUUUGCGAUUAUUAUACGAAGCAUGUGGGCAGUCCGCUGUAUUAGAGGAAUUUCUUUUGGAUGAAUUAAAGAAAUGGUUUUUAGAGCAAUUUGAGUCCCGAUUGCGAGAAAAUAUAAGCAAAAAAUUUUGGAUGCUAUUUAAGGAUGGUGCAAAUGUUGAAAACAUUUUGUCAAGUGUAAAGCACUUGCAUCAGAUGAUUGAAGAUUUUCACGGAUCUAUUAUGAAGUUCAAUGAACUAACCAAACAAAGAAAAAUUAUGAAAUGUAUUGAUAUGAAAAGCAUACAUGCAAUAACAAGAGUCACCAUCUUUUCCCAUCCACCGGAGCAUUUCAAAUCUGGUGUAGAAGAUUUAUAUGCUCGGGCGUUUAAAGCUUUCGAAGUUAUUGUUGACCGUGAUGUUGAUGCAGUGGAUGAUGAAAUCAAGGAAACAAAUGAGGAUUGCAAUGAAUUCCUGGAAAGGUUCUCUUCGUGGAAUGCUAUGUUAUAUUCACUUGGUGUUCUGAAACAUGUCUGUUGUGACUCCUUUGUCUUAGUCAUUCAUACUAAGGUAAAGGCCAAGGUUGAGGAACUAUGUAAAGGAGAAUUUGAUCUAACUUUUUUGCCCUCUUUAAUGAAAUGGUUGAAUGAUGUGGUUUUGAAUUGGAUGAAGAGGAUUUUGCCAUCGAAAGGUUUUUUGUCUGAUGAUUUGGAUGUGAGCAUUGUUGAAUCAUGGAGACCAAGAUUGGAGUAUUUUGUCUAUAAAACAUAUGCUGAACUAAGAAUUGAAGAACUUUUUGGCGUUAUUGUGGAUUAUCCAGACUCUCUAAAGGCGUUGGAAGAUUUGAAGAAAUGUUUGGAGAAGACUGAUUUACGUCAACAUUUGAUCAAAUCACUUCGAUUGUCAUUUGAAACACGCUUAUUGCAUCCCGGUGCUGAAACGACGGAUAUUUUAACACAAUAUGUGUCAGCCAUUAGAGCGUUGCGGGUUCUCGAUUCAACUGGAGUGAUCUUGGAAAGCGUUUGUGAACCUGUUAAGGCUUAUUUAAGGACUCGUGAGGAUACUGUGAGAUGUAUUGUUUCCAAUCUAACGGAUGAAAACAGCUCGGAAUUAUCUGAGGAGUUAUUACAUGGCGAUACUAAAACAAUAGAAGACGUAUAUCCGCUGGACAGUGAUACUGAAGACGACGAUGAAGAAUGGAUGCCUGAUCCGAUUGAUGCUGAUCCCACUAAACCAUCAAGAAGUCGAAAAUCUUCUGAUAUCAUAAGCAUGUUGGUGAACAUCUAUGGUAGCAGAGAUCUUUUUGUGUCGGAGUAUCGUACCUUACUGGCAGAUCGCAUUCUCUCUUCGUUCAACUACGAUGUACCUAAGGAGCUUCAUUACUUGGAACUUUUGAAGCUAAGAUUUGGUGAAUCGCAUCUUCACUAUUGUGAAGUGAUGUUGAAGGAUGUUGCUGACUCUAGAAGAAUCAACGCCAACAUUCACUCCAAAAUGAAAAUGUCUGACAAAAACUUGGACAUUGAAAUUCACGGGAUGAUAGUAUCCAGUGUGUUUUGGCCAUCAUUUAGAAAGGAAAAACUCGAGCUUCCACCCCAAAUAAAAAGCGCAAUGGAUAUGUACACGGAACAGUUCAAGUCAUUAAAAGGUUCCCGUACACUUGAAUGGAAAGCGCAUCUUGGUUCAGUGGAUUUGGAACUUGAGUUUGAAGAUCGGACGUUAUCAUUCAAUGUUUCACCUUCCCGCGCGGCCGUCAUUAUGUAUUUUCAAGAAAAAUCUCGUUGGCAUUUAGACGAACUUAGCAGCACAAUGCGCAUGCCUGUGACCGUGCUUCGACGUUGCCUUGGUUACUGGCUUAGUCAGAAUGUAUUGAAACAAGACACCGAAGAUGUUUAUGUCGUUCAGGAAAAGAGAAAAGAUAAGCAAGAUGUACAUGAUGUUGUGUACAUGGGUGAUGGUGAGUCAGCAAUGGCAACAUCACGUGAUCGGCGGGAAGGGGAGUUACAGAUAUUUUGGUCGUACAUUGUGGGUAUGUUAACAAACUUAGACAGCUUGCCUUUGGAUAGAAUUCACUCCAUGUUGAGGAUGUUUGCCGUGAAUGGACCGACACAAUGUAACUUGGACGAUUUGAAACGAUUUCUGGAAAGAAAAGUUCGCGAGGGUGAACUUCAAUAUGCAAGCGGAAAGUACAGGCUGCCUAAAGCCGGCAGAUGAUGAUAGAAAUUAUGUAGGUGUUGUAUCUCUUUUGGCCCAUCCUAAAGUCACAGCGUUUUAACGUUAAAAUUCUUCGCGAAGUUUUCCUAGAAAAUAGUCAUCAUUUUCCCCAGGUCUAGUGUGACGUCACAUGACAUCACAUGAUGAGCAUGCAUAUGUAUUUAUGUAUGAAUUCUUUACAAGAUGGCUUCCUCAAACUUUUGGAAUUGUGUUAUAUUUCUCACCGUAAUUUUGCUGCUCUUCCCGCAACCUGUGACUGCUUUUGAUGCUGGUGAUGGUAUUGCGUUGGUAGUUGGUUUGAUUGUUGGAAUAAUGGGGAUUUGUGCUUGCCUUGGAGCGUAUGCAAGACGGAAAGAAGGUGUUUAGGAGUCGGGUUGAUCAUUUCAUGGAUAUUUAGUCGUUUUAUUUAGCACAAUUUUGUAUGAUGAGUAAUUGAUAAUUGACUAAUGAAUAUAUGCGUCGAAGAAAAGCAAUAUUAUAUGGCCAAAUUGAAGACUAGAGUCUAAAGCAUUUUGUAAUACAGCAUCUUAAAUGAUAUGUAGUCAGAGACAGUGUUGUAUCAUUCAUCUAUAGUCCUAUGGAACGAAGUCAACUUAAAUGAUGAUCCUAAUGACAUAUCUCAAUCAUCUUCAAAGCUAUCUUGGUCUUGCUAUGAAUGUGGAUGCUACAGAUUAUUAUAUCUGAACUGUGUUGACUUGCUCCAAUAUUUUGUUUGUGCUAUUUUGAAUAAUUUUUGUAUAAGAUGUUUUAGGUGUUGCAGUUUUGUGGUUUUUGUAAUGUAAUGUAUGAAUUGCUUUUUCCUCAAUGCACAAAUCACAAUAAAUCAAUAAUAAAUCAACUA
Molecule: messenger RNA, 3750 nt
Organism: Xenia sp. Carnegie-2017
Lineage: Eukaryota; Metazoa; Cnidaria; Anthozoa; Malacalcyonacea; Xeniidae
Product: anaphase-promoting complex subunit 2-like
Exons: 21
Coding region: 564-2909 (781 amino acids)
Biological process (GO): ubiquitin-dependent protein catabolic process
Cellular component (GO): anaphase-promoting complex
Molecular function (GO): ubiquitin protein ligase binding
Source: RefSeq, a predicted model, not a curated record